Molecule: messenger RNA, 621 nt
Organism: Hyaena hyaena (striped hyena)
Lineage: Eukaryota; Metazoa; Chordata; Mammalia; Carnivora; Hyaenidae
Gene: LIN28A
Product: lin-28 homolog A
Exons: 4
Coding region: 1-621 (206 amino acids)
Molecular function (GO): nucleic acid binding; zinc ion binding
Source: RefSeq, a predicted model, not a curated record
AUGGGCUCUGUGUCAAACCAGCAGUUUGCAGGUGGCUGCGCCAAGGCGCCGGAGGAGGCGCCGGAGGACGCCGCCCGGGCAGCCGAGGAGCCGCAGCUGCUGCACGGUGCCGGCAUCUGUAAGUGGUUCAACGUGCGCAUGGGGUUUGGCUUCCUGUCCAUGACUGCCCGCGCCGGGGUCGCGCUUGACCCCCCGGUGGAUGUCUUUGUGCACCAGAGCAAGCUGCACAUGGAGGGCUUCCGGAGCCUGAAGGAGGGUGAGGCAGUGGAGUUCACCUUUAAGAAGUCAGCUAAGGGCUUGGAAUCUAUCCGGGUCACUGGCCCUGGUGGGGUGUUCUGUAUCGGGAGCGAGAGGCGGCCCAAAGGGAAGAACAUGCAGAAGCGCAGAUCAAAGGGAGACAGGUGCUACAACUGUGGAGGUCUAGACCACCAUGCCAAGGAAUGCAAGCUGCCACCCCAGCCUAAGAAGUGCCACUUCUGUCAGAGCAUCAGCCAUAUGGUGGCCUCGUGUCCACUGAAAGCCCAGCAGGCCCCCAGCUCCCAGGGAAAGCCAGCCUACUUUCGGGAGGAGGAGGAAGAAGAGAUCCACAGCCCUGCCCUGCUCCCAGAGGCCCAGAAUUGA